Molecule: messenger RNA, 3350 nt
Organism: Amoebophrya sp. A120
Lineage: Eukaryota; Dinophyceae; Syndiniales; Amoebophryaceae
Source: the annotation of a GenBank genome assembly
GCUCAUUCGGUAUGAUCAUGUCGAGUCGAAAUCUCCGGUGACGCAUCGACUACUGUGUCGGUACAUGAUCUGGAGGAUGCGCCUCAUGUAAGUCAAGCCAACUGUGACGGUCACAGUCAAAUAUAAUAGAAGUCUGCACAUUAAACAAACCUUCACAGCUACUUUGCCAACCGAAGAAGUAAAACAAGACCAACAACAUUAGAGCGUAAUCUCUUUCCCCACAUCGAGUCGUUUUAACUUGUACUCGCUUGCCGAAGAGCCUGAGCUUUUUGUUUUGUCUUUAUUCAGUUUUGGCUUUUGCACUGCAUAGUACUAAACCAACUUAAUAUUUAUUUGCGAACUACGUACUGGCACUACAAUUGAGGCCGAUCACAGAUCCAAGUAACUAAACAAACUGCACAAGCAUAGCCUAGUGCUCGUUCUUCUACCAUAAAAUCUACAAAAUAAAAUGUUGGCUACUUCGCGGCGCGUGAUUGUCUCGUUGCUGGUGGGAUCGACCGCUGGUGGUGCCUUUGGUCGUGAGUUUACUGACCCAGUCAGAGGUGGGAAGCGUCGUGCGCCGGGCUACCAGAAACUACUCAAUACCUUUUUUGCUCCCUCCAGACACGACUCCUUGUCCUUCGCCAUAUCAAAUGCAAAAAUGUCUGGGUCUGGAAGAUUGCCAGGCUUGUCAUGCAGUCUUUCCAAGCUCCCCCACGUCUGGAAUGCAGGGCCUAGCAUUACAGGUUUUGCAGCUCCUUGGUGAUGCGUAUUCUGCAUGAGAAAUCGACUCACAGCAUGGCCAGAAGUGGGCACCUUUUGCACGUUACGCAUCACAGAUCUUUGUAGGAUCCGAAACACGCAUCACAAGUACGGAGCCUUCCAGAUCCAGACAUUUUUGCAUUGGAUACGCCAGGUCCGUCGACGAUCUUCUGGGUCCGGAUCUGAGCGAUGCGCGCCAAAAGUGGUAUGAGAGUGCCACAACCCCCCCUCCCCCUCAUUUGUCAUGCAAAAGCCCAAAUCCAAGUUCUUCCCUGUGGCACUGUUUGCAUGUUGACAGAUUCCGGAAGCCCAGACAGUACUACACUAGGCGCAUGAAUUUGUCUUGCACAGGGUGCCCGUGUGGUGGUGUUGGUCUUGCUGUUCAUGCAAUACAAGCAAGGGGGAGGGCGAGUUGUGCACUCUCAUAAGUGGGAAAACGGGCACAGGAGCGCUACGAGUGACAAAGCUACUUCUCUGAAUGUCUACACCUCUUAUUCGGAGCGACACGAUAAAGCUGAAGAACGCUUCCAGCGCCGAGCCCGCAAUCGGAUGUUAUGCAUUGCAAAUAUGCCUGGGUCUGGAACUUGUAAUGCAAGGAAGGGAAUAACGCGAACGCUAUAAUUAUGCGCUGCCCAGCACGACAAGUUCUUCCGUGGAUCUGCGUUGCGUCCUCCGCAUGAGAAACUGCUUUUUUGCAUGACAGGCAAAAGGGGCCGCCCUUCGCGGCCACGCAAUACAGAGUUCAACGUCAUACCAGACUACCAUGACAAAUCUCGGAAUCUUCCAGACCCAGACAUAUUUGCAGUUGAUAGAUGUCCGAGUCCCCCCACACUGGGAGGACGUGCUUCUCUCCUGGCUUGAAUUACGAUUUGCCGAAGGGGUUUGACUUCCGACCCAGAAAGGCUCCCAGAGCCGUAGACUCUCCUUUUCUUAAUCUUGUCCGCGACCUUUUUUUCGCUGGCCCCGCUAUGAUGUUUGACCUCAGCCACAUUGAAGACCUCCAGCGCCAGCGAAGGGAUAUUCUUCAGAAGACUGCCAUUGAGAGUCGCGCCACCAGCUCCCAGGAAAGCGCCCGCGCGGCGAAUUGGCCAGAGACAACUAUAGGAAAUAUGAAAAAUUCCGAAGACAGAUCGCAGGCUAUCUAUGAAGCAAAAAAAAAAAAGCCCUCGCGCCGCCUUGCAUUUUUAGCAUCGGGCCCGCAGAGCAAUGCUUUGCUGCUCACUCCGUGGCGCCUUCUGUCCCCCCAGCUAGGAGCUCUGUAAGUGACUGUCACCGUGCCCAAGAGGCGACAUCUUGCAAUCUUUUCCUGCUCGUUCGAGGAAAAAAGGCCAGAUGAACGCGCGCUUUACUUAUUUUGAACGAGCCGGUAGAUGAACGCGGGCGCGCGUGUGCUUUUUUUUGUAGCAUAGCAGACAGCAUGUUUUUAUCGAGAAGCUCCCUGCUUCUUUUGUCGGCGGUUCCAGGACAGCGUGGAUCGAUGUUACGUUCUCUCGCCCUGGCGCCACCGUGAUGUCCGCGCAGAAGGAUAAGGGCGACGACGACGUCCGAGAAGUAUCCGUGGAGUGGGGAGUUAAUAACCGCGCAAACCAGCCCGCUCUCAAGCUGAUUUGCAAACUUCGGUACCUUGAAACGGCGCCAGAGAAAGGCAUGGAAGUGGUUUCGUUUUCUUUCGGUAGUUAUCAAAUGCAAAAGUGUCUGGGUCUGGAAGAAUCCGAACUUGUGAUGCUGCAUUUGGAUUUCAAAAAGAUCUGUAUUGCAUAGGCAGCAAAGAGAAUGCAACUUUGGCUACGCGAAGAGGGAAUUUCUCAUGCGGAAUAGCCAUUGCGAAGCCCUCAAAAAGUCUGUGAUGCUGGGGCAUGCAUCACAGACAUCAUGGCCCAUGCAAAACGUGCAUGACAAGUCUCAGAAUCUUCCAGACCCAGACAUUUUUGCAAUUCAUAGUGGUGAUCAAACUGGAAGCGAAGACAACGUGGUCACCGUGCACAUUCCGGACGCGCUGCGCCGUAUGUCUGAAAGCGAAGCCUGCCAGAGCGAAUCGGCGCCGCGGAAGAAAGUUGUCAAGAAAGCUAUCAAGAAGAAAGCUACCAAACACGGAGCCGCACCAAAGCGGCCGACUGACGUCUAUCAAAUGCAAAAGUGUCUGGGUCAGGGUGGAACUUGUGAUGCGUCCUGUGGGUCACACAAAAAUCUGUGCUGCGUGAUCACCAAGAGUUGUCCUUUCUUGACCAACAUGAGCGGGAGUUUCUCAUGCAGGAUAGGCAUGAUAGAGACUUCGCAGAAUCUGUCAUGCUAGGUCCUGCAUUCCAGACCUCAUGGGGCAUGGAAAAUAUGCAUGCCAAGUCUGCACUCUUCCAGACCCAGACGCUUUCGCAUUUGAUAACAUCGCGGGAGUGCGGCUUCCCACUUCCCAAGGUGGACGCCGUGCCAAAAAGACUGUCGACCGCCUGAAUCGUGGCAGCUCUUCCUCGGUGCCCACGCAGCCGAAGGCAGACCUGAACCAAAAAAGCGAUGUCAAAAAUACUGUCGAGCGGCACGACGUUCCUUCUUUGCACCAGGAGGAGGAGUUUUUGGAUGAGUCCGGUUUCGAUUUUUACAUGAUGGGCGAGUAG